This is a messenger RNA of Elephantulus edwardii (Cape elephant shrew), 828 nucleotides long. RefSeq names its product low affinity immunoglobulin gamma Fc region receptor III-like. The record is from RefSeq and is a predicted model, not a curated record. The coding region runs from base 79 to 828 and encodes 249 amino acids. NCBI's taxonomy places the organism in Eukaryota, Metazoa, Chordata, Mammalia, Macroscelidea, Macroscelididae. The transcript is spliced from 5 exons. Gene Ontology annotation, biological process: cell surface receptor signaling pathway; regulation of immune response. Gene Ontology annotation, molecular function: transmembrane signaling receptor activity.
ACUUCCUCUUUUCUAGUUGACCAGAGCCCUUCAGGGCUGCAGACAGCUGUAGUGACUUAUUCACUCUAAUGCUACAACAUGUGGCAGCUGCUGCCACCAACAGCUCUGCUACUUGUAGUUUCAGCUGAUCUGGAGGCUGCAGAUCCUUCAAAGGCUGUGGUUUCCCUCGACCCUCCCUGGUACAGAUUGCUCCAGCAGGACAAAGUGACUCUAAAGUGUCAGGGGACCUACCUCCCUGGGGAAAAUUCUACACAGUGGUGGCACAAUGACAAUGCCACCUCAGUUGAGACCUCCAGCUACUUCAUUGCUUCUGCAAAGACUACAGACAGUGGAGAGUACCGGUGCAAGACAGGCCUUUCCACACUCAGUGACCCCGUGAAAUUGAAAGUUUAUGCUGAUUGGCUGGUACUCCAGGCCGUUAAGUCAGAGUUCCAGGAAGGGGAGAGAAUUGAGCUGAGGUGCCACACCUGGAAAAAUAAACCUGUGCAUAAAGUCACAUAUCUCCAAAAUGGCACAGGCAGGAAGUUCUCUCAUCAGAAUACCAUGUUCCACAUUCCAAAAGCAACAUACAGCCACAGUGGCACUUACUUCUGCAGGGGCCUUAUUGGGAAUAAAAAUGUUUCUUCGGUAUCUCUAAACAUCACUGUUAAAGGUGUUGCAAUUCCAUCCAUCUCACCCUUCUUUCCUCCUUGGCAUCAAAUCGCCUUCUGUCUACUGAUGGCUCUGCUGUUUGCAGUGGACACGGGCCUGUAUCUCUCUGUGCGGAAGCUCAGUCUGAGACUGAUGAAACCACAAAUUGAAAUGGAGCUAGAGCCCUCAGACAAGUGA